AUGGAAGAGGACAACGCACCCCAACGCCGCCACAAGGACACGACGCCCGGCCACCACGACGGUCGCAGUCCACCGCACCGCCAGACCCUGCGACACCACCUCGUCGCGGCCCUGGGCGAGUUCGUCGGCACCUUUCUGUUCCUCUUCUUUGGCUACGCGAGCCACUCCAUGAUAGCCACGGCCGAGAGGCCGACCCCCGAGGGCCUCCGCGACGGCUACAGUGCCCAGGCAAACAUCUUCAUAGCCCUGGCCUACGGAAUGACCAUACUGGUCACCGUGUGGGCCAUGUAUCGCAUCAGUGGAGGGCUGUUCAAUCCCGCUAUAACUCUCGGCCUGGGCCUGGCGGGCCAGCUGCCCUGGAUCCGCAUCGCCGUCCUCUUCCCCACCCAGCUCGUGGCGUCCAUAUGCGCCGGCGCAGUCAUCGAGGCCAUGAUACCCGGCCCCAUCUCGCGGGUCAACACGAAGCUGGCCCCGGACGUUAGCCUGGCGCAGGGCCUGUUCCUCGAGAUGUUCUUCACCGCCUACCUCUUGUUCGUCGUGCUCAUGGUCGCGGCCGAGAAGUCAAAGGACACCUUUAUUGCGCCCGUUGCCAUCGGCCUGGCCGCCUUUGUCGCCAUGAUUCCAGGUGCUUAUUACACGGGCGCCUCGCUCAACCCUGCUCGCAGCUUCGGCUGUGCCGUCGCCGGCCUCGAGUUUCCCGAUCAUCACUGGAUUUACUGGGUUGGGCCGUUCAUGGGAUCCGUGGUCGGUGCUGCAUUUUAUCGCAUUCUAAAGUUCUUGAACUACGAGGAGGCGAAUCCGGGGCAAGAUUCGGAUUAUCCCCUGUAUAGCCAAAGGGUAUAG
Messenger RNA from Pyricularia pennisetigena, 843 nucleotides. RefSeq lists its product as uncharacterized. Gene Ontology annotation, biological process: transmembrane transport. The record is from RefSeq and is a predicted model, not a curated record. The transcript is spliced from 3 exons. Bases 1 to 843 code for a protein of 280 amino acids. Gene Ontology annotation, molecular function: water channel activity. NCBI's taxonomy places the organism in Eukaryota, Fungi, Ascomycota, Sordariomycetes, Magnaporthales, Pyriculariaceae. Gene Ontology annotation, cellular component: plasma membrane.